This is a messenger RNA of Capsella rubella, 688 nucleotides long. Its product is annotated as agamous-like MADS-box protein AGL29. Gene Ontology annotation, biological process: regulation of transcription by RNA polymerase II. The transcript has a single exon. Gene Ontology annotation, molecular function: RNA polymerase II cis-regulatory region sequence-specific DNA binding; protein dimerization activity; DNA-binding transcription factor activity, RNA polymerase II-specific. The coding region runs from base 152 to 688 and encodes 178 amino acids. The record is from RefSeq and is a predicted model, not a curated record. NCBI's taxonomy places the organism in Eukaryota, Viridiplantae, Streptophyta, Magnoliopsida, Brassicales, Brassicaceae.
UGUGUAUAUAUAUAUAACCACAUCAUGCACUCACAAAAAUAUAUUCAUAAGUUAAAAGAAAAAGAAGAAGCAUAUACUAGUAUUACUUUAAUAUUUCUGUUCAUUUUUUUUUCUUUCUCUAAGUUGAUAAACUCACAUUUUGCUUUCCAAAAUGAAUUCCAAGAAAACAAAAGGAAAGCAAAAGAUAAAUAUAAAGAGAAUUGAGAGAGAGGAAGAGAGAUUGGUCACAUUGUCAAAGCGAAAAAAUGGUAUUUACACUAAGCUCUGUGAGCUCUCUGUUCUCUGCGACGUUAACGUUGCAUUUCUCGGGUACACCGGCUCUGGAAAGCCAUAUACAUUUGGCAGUCCAUCGUUCCAUGCCGUUGCAGAACGGUUUCUCAAUGGUGAAGCCUCAUUGUCGUCUUCUUUGCAACGAUCGGAUGAUGCUGAUUAUAAAGCAAAGAUUCAAGAGCUUUGCGAAUUGUACAACAAUAUGGUAGAGCAGACACGUGCUGAGGAAGCGAAAGCGACGAAGGCAGCUGCAUCUGUGGAGCCGUUGCCAGAAGAUGUGUGGUGGAAAGUGCCUCUGGUAGAGAUGAAGGAUCAAGAAGAAAAGAAGCAGUUACUGGAGAAGUUUGAAGGGCUUUAUGAGAAGUUGUGUGAUGAACUUACUGCAAGGAAUCAAAGCCAAAGAUACUGCAGAAAAUGA